Thecamonas trahens ATCC 50062 is the source of this 2682-nucleotide messenger RNA. RefSeq names its product TKL/LISK/LISK-DD1 protein kinase. The record is from RefSeq and is a predicted model, not a curated record. The transcript has 2 exons. The coding region runs from base 1 to 2682 and encodes 893 amino acids. NCBI's taxonomy places the organism in Eukaryota, Apusomonadida, Apusomonadidae. Gene Ontology annotation, molecular function: ATP binding; protein kinase activity. Gene Ontology annotation, biological process: protein phosphorylation.
AUGUUCUCCAAGGUCUAUCGUGGCGAGUACCGUGGAGAGACUGUGGCGGUCAAGAAGAUGGCUCUCCCGCAAGACGAACAGACAAAGACCUUCCUCAAGCGCGAGAUCGCCAUCCUCAAGCAGCUUGUUCAUCCGCACAUCCUGCGGUUUGUUGGCGUCACUUCGGCCGGCUCGGCUGGCCUCUGGGUUCUCACCGAACUGGUGCCGAACAAUGACCUCGAGACAUGGAUCGAGAACACAUCGGCGGAUCUGUCGUGGAAGCUGCGGCUACGGUUUGCGUUUGAGAUUGCGUCUGCGAUGGAGUACCUGCACGACAACUCGAUGAUGCACCGUGAUCUCAAGUCGGCCAACGUGCUGGUCGACGCCGAGUUCCACUGCAAGGUCGCUGACUUUGGCUUUGCCAAGGUUCUAGGCGAUACUGGGGGCGGGGACAGCGCGCGGAUGACGAUGUGCGGAACAGACGACUGGAUGGCGCCCGAGUUGACGCUAGGCGAGGACUACGACCUCUCUGUCGACGUCUUCUCGUUCGGCAUUGUACUCGUGGAGCUGAUCACCCGGCUCAAGCCGUCGGAUCCGAAGAUCUGUCGGACGCCGAUGGAGUGCUUUGAGCUCAACAAGUCACGAGUGCUGCUGGCGUCGCCGGACGAUACACCAGAGAUGUUUAUGGAUCUGGCGUUUGCCUGCGCGGCAUACUAUCCAAAGGACCGGCCCGAGUUCUCGCGUGUGGUGUACGAGCUAGAGGGCCAGUUUGACGACGCCGCGGCUGUCGAGCGGUGGGACGAGCCCGACUACACGCCGCCAGUCUUGGAGCCUGUAGUGCCGCUGCGAGCGGAAGAGGCCAAGGCACUGCGGCGGGCUUCGCGGCGCAUCUCAGUCAUCGACGCUGAGGAGCGCAACUCGUCCGAGUUUCUGCAGCUCGAGUCCGGCCGGCGGGUCUCGGUCAUGCUGUCGUCGUCGGCCAACCCGCUCGGGCGAGUGGGCAUGAUCCAAAACUCGCGCCGCAAGUCGCGUCGCCGGUCGGCGAUGAAGCCGCUGCUCCACACUGCACUCGAGACGGCCACGCGGUCUGCAAACAACUCGCCGCUGGUCUCGCCGUCGUCGGAUGCCGAUGUUGAAGCUCGUGCUCCGUGUUCCCCCGAAGACACAUCGGCCCAGGCCGAGACAGAUGUCUACGCCGGGAAUGACGAGUGGCUCAUACGCGAGGAUGAGGUGGAGCUGUUUGAGGAGCUGGGUAAGGGCAUGUUCUCCAAGGUCUAUCGCGGCGAGUACCGUGGAGAGACUGUGGCGGUCAAGAAGAUGGCUCUCCCGCAAGACGAACAGACAAAGACCUUCCUCAAGCGCGAGAUCGCCAUCCUCAAGCAGCUUGUUCAUCCGCACAUCCUGCGGUUUGUUGGCGUCACUUCGGCCGGCUCGGCUGGCCUCUGGGUUCUCACCGAACUGGUGCCGAACAAUGACCUCGAGACAUGGAUCGAGAACACAUCGGCGGAUCUGUCGUGGAAGCUGCGGCUGCGGUUUGCGUUUGAGAUUGCGUCUGCGAUGGAGUACCUGCACGACAACUCGAUGAUGCACCGUGAUCUCAAGUCGGCCAACGUGCUGGUCGACGCCGAGUUCCACUGCAAGGUCGCUGACUUUGGCUUUGCCAAGGUGAUGGAAGAGGUGCCGACGCCCGGCGACGCCAAGCUGACACCCAACUCGAAGCGCAAGCUGCGGCGGAUGACAAUGUGUGGAACAGAUGAGUGGAUGGCGCCCGAGCUGACGCUUGGGGAGAACUACGACCUUGCGGUUGAUGUCUUUUCCUUUGGCAUUGUACUCGUGGAGCUGAUUACCCGGCUCAAGCCGUCGGAUCCGAAGAUCUGCCGGAAGCCGAUGGAGUGCUUCGAACUGAAUGCUGCCAACGUUCGAGCGGCUGCGCCCAAGUCAACCCCCGAGGCGUUCAUGGCGCUGGCGCUGGCGUGUGCGGCGUACUAUGCUAAGGACCGCCCUCCGUUCUCGCGUGUGGUGUUUGAGCUGGAAAACCAGUUUGACGACGCGCCCGCCAAGGAUGGCUGGGACAAUCCCGAGUUUGCACCACCGGUUGUCCUGCCGCUGCCGCCGUCGCGGCCGGGCUCGCCGCAGCUCCCCGGCCGCCGCUCGCGCCGCAUCUCGGUCGUUGAUGUGGAGGAGGAGAUGUCUGCCGAGUUUGUCAAGAUCGGCGGCCAGCGGCGAAUCUCGAUUGCGGCAGCGCAGCAGCAGUCGCGGACCAUGGCAGCGCUGCGCGAGUCGGCGCGGUCGCUCCGUGCGCUUGCCGCCGCACAAAACGCAUCCCGCACUGCCCCAGCUGCACCGACCCGCCCGCCGCGUCCACCGCGUCCUAACAUCAACGACGUGUUCCGCCCAGCAGAUCGGUCUCAUCCGACCUCGCCCACUUCAUUGGCACGAUCGGCCACGCCAUCGACUGCGGCAUCGUCAUCGUCAUCGUCGUCGUCGUCGUCGUCGUCAUCAUCUCCAUCGUCAUCAUCAUCAUCAUCGUCAUCAUCGUCACCUCCAGCUGCGUCGAAUUUGGACCAAGCAAGCGAACCUCCUCUCAAGCCGCGGACGCUUGCCGAGCGACGUGACGAGGCUGCUGUUGCCGCCGCCGAGUCGACGGUGCGCAAGCGGUCCGUGAAGGACAUGCUUGCGCUCUUUGAGUCGCUCAACAUGUGA